Linum trigynum is the source of this 2766-nucleotide messenger RNA. NCBI's taxonomy places the organism in Eukaryota, Viridiplantae, Streptophyta, Magnoliopsida, Malpighiales, Linaceae. The record is from the annotation of a GenBank genome assembly.
AACCCUAAUAGACCAAAUCAGUCGCCGCUUAACUCUCUCCCUCUUUGGCAUUCUUCUCUGUUCUCUGUUCUCUUCUCCAGAGAAGACCAAAAAUAAAACCUAGCCGCCGCUGUCUUCUCCCACUCUCGCCUCUCUCGUUCCUCGACCGCCGCCACUCUCCUCUCACCUCUCGCCUCUCUCGUUUCUUACUCUCUCUCAAUCGAACAAAACACACAACAAACAAAACGAAACCCUCUGGUUUCCCUUUAAAUCGAAACCCUAACUCUUAAUCCUACAAUCUUCCUCUCUCUCUCUCUCUCUCAGAUAAUAAGCGAUGACAAUAGGACCAAUGGAAAAUCGAUGGUGACAAAGAAGAACAGCAGAGGAAAGCAAUCCUCACUGGAUUCAGAUUGAAGAGUAAUUGAAGACGGCGUCGUCACGAAGAAGAAAAGAAGUGUUGUGAAAGACGGUGUCGUAGAGAAGAAUGGAUGCUGAAGACUUUAAAUGAACGGCAGCGUUUUAGCUUUGUCUAGUUAGCCGUUAAUGUUACUGUUAGUUUAAAUCAAAGAACCAAUGAUGUAUGGACACGUGUUACAUUUCUGCUAAUUACAAAAGUGGCUAUAUAAGCCACAAAGAGCUCAGCUUACAGCCGAGCUUCCCCUCCAAUUUUUCAAUACCCUACGUUUUUCACAUGGUAUCAGAGCAACCCAAGCCCUAGGGUUUGAGGCUGCACAAGCAAAAUGUCAGGAGAGCAAUCUACACCGCCGCCUGGCAAUCAAGGAAGAACAAACAACAACAAUGGCAACAGUGGUGCUUCCAAUAUCAGUGGAGUCCAAUUUGGGUCCUUUGGCCAACAACAGCAGCAGCCAUCAGAGGUCAUUACGUUUGGUAACCCAUUCUAUCUCAACCCAAACGAAAACAUGGCUCAAUCUUUGGUUGCUGAGUUGUUUGAUGGCACAAAUUACACUAUGUGGAGUAUAUCUAUACAAGUAGUACUUAAAACAAAGAACAAACUGGGUUUCCUAGAUGGGUCAGUGGCAAUGCCUUCUAGGGAUUCAGAUAUGUUUGGAAUCUGGGAUGCCUGCAAUACAGUGGUGCUGUGCUGGAUCCAAAACUCUAUGACUAAAGAACUGCAAAGGGCAGUGUUGAAUCACAGCAAUUGUGAGACACUCUGGGAAGAACUUAAGAGGCGUUUUGGACAGCCAAAUGCCAUGAGAAUUGCUAACCUGGAGGAUGAGAUUUUGGCUUGUAAACAAGGAACCAAGUCAAUUAAUCAGUAUUACACAGAGAUUAAGGGAUUAUGGGAUGAAUACGUUGAGUUUUGUCCUGUGGUUCCAUGUGCUUGUGCUCCAGGGUCACUCAUUCCUUGUGCUGCAGUAACUGCUUUUGUUCAAAAGCAGGAAACAGACUAUCUCAUUCGUUUUCUGAGAGGAAUCAACCCAGAAUUUGAAGUAAUCAAAACUCAGUUGUUGAUGCAAAAACCCCUACCAAGAGUUUCAGAGGCUGUUGAUGACUUACUACAGCAUGAACAGAAAUUAAAAGCAGAUGGAUUGACUGGUGGAAAGAAGAAUCAGUCAUUGGCUCUAGCUGCAGGGAGUCAACAACAACAGAAGGGUUCUGCAGAAACCAACUAGGGUAAGAAGUAUUGUCGCUAUUGUAAGAGGACAAACCACAACAUAGAAGAUUGCUGGUGGUUGAAGAAGAAACAGGGAGAACAGCAGAAAGAUGGGCAUUCAAACUCCAGUUCAAGUUCCAGUUCUAGCACACCAAGAUUUUCUGGUUCUGUUGCUCAGAGUACUGGAAAUGCAGCUGGUGAUCAUCAUCCUGAAGGUAAUACAACUACUGAAGGUAUGAACCAAAAUUCAUUUGCUUUUACUGCAGAUGAAAUGGCUCAUCUCAGGAACCUGCUGCAAGUUGGUACUAAUGCCUAUCCUUCACCUCCUACCUCCCCAUCCAUCAACCAUCAAGCCUUUACUGCCUUUCAACACCCCACAUCAUUCCCUAACUUCUCAGGUAAACAUGUCACCUUUUCCUCUCACCUUGACCAAACUAGUAAUUCCAACCUGUGGAUAAUAGACACAGGAGCUUCAGACCACAUAGCUUGCUCCCUAAACAUGUUUACUGCUCAUAAGGAAGUUAAGGAUACUUAUGUUUUCUUACCUAACAAAACCAGGGUCAUUGUAACCUGUAUAGGCACAGUCCAAUUACCCACUGGUCUAUCUCUUUAUGAUGUACUUCUGGUCCCUACCUUUUCUUUCAAUCUCAUCUCAGUCAGCAAAUUAACCCAUGAUCACCCUAUUUCCUUACACUUUCAUUCUGAUCACUGUGAAAUUCAGGACCUUCUAAGCCAGAGGAAGAUUGGUUUGGCAAGAGAGUGUAGAGGUCUCUACCAGCUGGUUCUUCCUCAAAGUUCUACCCCUUUACCUUCACCAACUUUCCACCAAGCUGCCUCAACCUUCAACUACCAGACACAAGACCUUCACUUAUGGCAUUGGAGAUUAGGACAUCCUAGUCAUGAUAGACUUUCUUUUCUUUCCAAGACCAUCCCUAAUGUAACUAAACAGAAACCAUUACACUGUGAUGUCUGCCAUUUGUCCAAACAACACAAACUGCCUUUUCCAAUUAGUACAAUGCAGCACCUGAGAUGUUUCAUUUACUGCAUAUGGAUAUUUGGGGACCUUUAUCAGUUGUUUCCUAUGAUGGUUAUCAGUACUUUCUUACAAUAGUGGAUGAUUGCACUCGUUGUGUUUGGAUUUAUUUAAUGAGGCAUAAAAGUGAAGUAAGGGG